GGCACCGACGUCUGCGGACGGGCGGACGGCUGUUGGGGCCGUUGAGGCGGCUGUGGGUCUGCGCCCCGGGUUCCGGAUGGAGGCGGGGCCUGGUCCCGGACCCAGGGUCUGCUGCAAGCCUGGCGGACGGCUGGACAUGAACCACGGUUUCGUGCACCAUAUCCGACGGAACCAGAUCGCCCGGGACAACUACGACAAGAAGGUGAAGCAGGCGGCCAAGGAGAAGGUGAGGAGACGGCACACGCCCGCGCCGACGCGGCCCCGUAAGCCAGACAUGCAAGUGUACCUGCCGCGACACCGAGAUGGCUCUACCCACCCAAGCAACCCAGACUAUGAAGAGUCCGCUGAAAGCAGCAGUAGUGGUGGCUCCGAGCUGGAGCCUUCUAGCCAUCAGCUCUUCUGCUUAGAAUAUGAGGCGGACAGUGGAGAGGUCACAUCAGUUAUCGUGUAUCAGGACGAUGACCCAGGAAGGGUGAGUGAGGAGGUGUCAGCACACACGCCUCUGGAUCCACCCAUGCGAGAGGCCCUCAAGUUGCGUAUCCAGGAGGAGAUUGCAAAGCGCCAGAGCCAACACUGACCAGAUUGAAGGCAUUCUCUCCAGGCUGGAUUCACUGCACUUAGAAGAAUUCUGCACAGGGAGCUCACCCCUAGUCUGGGGGUGCCAGGACCAGUUUGUUUGAUCUUGAGAGCCCCUGCUGCAUCCACAAGGGUGUUGCAGGACUACACCUGGCCCACCUUGCAGCCAUUCUUUCUUAUAUGUUGGCUCAUUGGCCCAGCCUAAUAUUCUGGAAUUUUUUGAGAAUUUUGUUUGGCUAACUUGGUGAUCUGGGAACAGAGACUCCAGGGAGAGCCCGGGUUUCUGAAACUUCAUGCCAACAUGGUGCUUUGUCGCUGAGGGCAUAUACCUGGCCGCUGCUGUUCCACCCAGCUGCUUGAGCCAUUUUUGUUAUUUUAUGGUUCUUUUCGUUUGUGCUUCUGCUCAUCUCCACCCAUGUUUUCCUAGACCUUUUUUUCUGCUCUUUUUCUUUGUUCUUUCCUUUCCCUCAUCUUUUUGUCUCGGGUAGAAUCCAUCUGUUCUCUACCCUUCCCCCCUCAACAUGACUAUGUACCUCCAGCUGCUCAGGACCUUGGAGGUGGGGGGGCUCUGGGGAUUUACUUUUCUAACAAGCUUUCCAAGUAAUUCUGAUACCAAUAAAAUGGGAGAUCUUUUUUUUCAAGGCCUACUUGAAAGCAUGUUUCCCUCCCCUUCCAUGGCUUUUUCAAGUUCUUUUCAAGUUUCUUGCAUGCUCCACUGCUUUGCACCAUCCAGACAGGAGAAUUAGGCAGAUGUCAGAGCUAAACUACAAGGAUUUCUUUUUCUUUUUUUUAAGAGACAGGGUCUCGCUAUGUUGCCCAGGCUAGAUGCAUCUGGCCUCAAGUGAUCCUCCUCCAGACUUCCAGCUAGCUAGGACUUUAAACUGCAAGGAUUUCUCACAGCCAAAACCUACCUUGGCUAGGGCUACAGAAUUCCACCUUUGGACCUCAUCUCUAGCUGUGAACAGAGUGUUCUUUGCUCAAACUAAAGGGGAAUUAUCAAAACAAGCUUGGAACUAACUCCAGUUGUGAGGUAACAGUGUUAAACAUCCACCCAAAGGGAAAUUCAACAUUAGCAAUAAUUGCCUAAUUGGAGCCCUAGCUGCAAAAAAACAAAAGUCCUGAACAACACUCCAGAGGGAAUGAAAAGAGCCCCUCUCAUUCUGCCCCCUCCCCUGCCCCAUGCUUCUUUCCUACCUCUCAAAAGUAUAUAACUCAGCUCCUGAGAUUAAAGACCCCCAGGAAUACCACUGCUCUCACUCAGUGAAUAUUUUUUCUAAUGCAGGGUUAGCCUAAGUUCUGGAGACCAAAGACAUCUGUGUACCAAUGUUCUGAGGCACUUCAGUUUUCCCACAAAUCACCCUGGCCUCGGUGACUUGAAAUGUGGGGUUUAAGUAAGCCUUUGAGCACUGAGAUCUCCUAAAACCAAAGCCCCUGCCCUAGAGGUUUCUCCUCAUCGGGGUCUCAAGACACCUGAGGGCACUGUUGAUUUGUGCCUUACACCCCUAAAAAUCUACCCCCUCAGAAAUGGGGCAAGGCAGCUACUUCAACUAUGCCAUUAAAACAAUGAGCCACAGCUCUCAGUGCCAGGGGGAUGCUUUGAUGCUGAGUGAGGUGGGUAAGUUUGAAGGGCCUGGUUGCGAGGGCAUCCAGGGACUCACAGCGUUGGCCUGGGGUUAAGUGCCUUAAACUUGCCAGUGCUGGGCUCAUUUCUUUAAAAGGAGAGUCUUUGCCCUCUACCUACAAAACUGGACUACAAGUGCCUUUUGACUUCUAAUGGUAACUAGCCCCUAAAGCUUCCUGGGCCAAGGAGGCUCUGCCAAACUACCCCCUCGUCCCCUGCUUCUCCCUGCAGGUCAGAGGACCAGUCAGCCUUUCUAGUCUUCCAGCUCUUCAGCUGGUCUUAGAACUUGGAACAUAGGAUUUCACUGGAAGUCUUUGGCUUCUUAGUCUAAAAAUACUUUUUGGGUCUGUCUUCUCACAGCUGGAUCACCUAUUUCCUGUUUUUGUUGUUUUUGUGGAGAUAGUCUCACU
Messenger RNA from Propithecus coquereli (Coquerel's sifaka), 2607 nucleotides. RefSeq names its product chromosome unknown open reading frame, human C2orf68. The record is from RefSeq and is a predicted model, not a curated record. The transcript has 4 exons. NCBI's taxonomy places the organism in Eukaryota, Metazoa, Chordata, Mammalia, Primates, Indriidae. The coding region runs from base 77 to 577 and encodes 166 amino acids.